Molecule: messenger RNA, 189 nt
Organism: Sphenostylis stenocarpa
Lineage: Eukaryota; Viridiplantae; Streptophyta; Magnoliopsida; Fabales; Fabaceae
Source: the annotation of a GenBank genome assembly
AUGGAGAGGAUUUCCCGGGAAGGUGACAAAGGAAAUAAGAGGUUUGUGUUGGCGGAAGGGGAUGCCACAUGCCCAAGGUUCUGCCUACACGAUAACAUGAUAAGGCUUGUCAUGAUUCUCCAAAAAAAUUGUGGUGUUGACUGUGACUGUGACUGUUCCAAGAAGUUGGCAAUUGGAGAAUGCAGAUGA